UAUGUAAAGUACGUGGCCCAGUGCCCGACACAGACACCAGCUCCUUUAGGGUCCAUCAGGGUCGCCACCUCUAACUUCAGAACCUCAGCACUCCCCUCUACUCCUGUGCUCCAUCCCCUUCAGUCUGCCAAACCUGACUGUUACCUUUGAGUUCUGCCAAUCACUUGUUUGCACUUUACAUCUCUAUGUACCCUACCAAGUCUUUUCCCAUCUAGAAUGUUCUUUAGACCCUCGUUCACAAUGGAUGCAUUUUAGAUUGGGCGAUGCAACCUACAAAUCCUUUCAUUUGUAGUAGCCACUGCAUGUCAUCUUUCAGAUGUGAGACUUCAGCAAUGUCAGAGGGUACCCUCUCCAAUCUGAAGAGAUCUUUGUCCUGUUGGUGCCAUGGGCAGGAAGACCCUGAUUGCUCCUUGCUAGCUCACUUGCUUCAUAGAAUCCCCUUGCCAGCAACGGUCCACUGUUUAUGGGAUUCGCUUUUUUAGUGGAGUUGAUUAUGUCUUCCCAUUACUGAACAGUCUUCAUUUAGCAUUCAGUCGUAGUACCUGGGAAUCUCGGAGGUGGGAGUGAAUGAAUUGCCCUGUGGGAGGAAGAGAGAGUAAAUGGGAUGUGGCUUUUCCAGGGUGACAUCUGAUGCCAUUGGGAUCUCUGAUUUUUUCCCCCUCCCCCUGAGGAAACAAUGCCCUUUUGAUGAUAAUUUGCUCUCUGCUUGCCUGACAAGUACUCAGCUGAGAUUUCUCAGCCAACAAGAUAGUGCAGACGUUUGUGGUACCAAGCACCACUUUCUCAAACCCUGGCCUCACUGAGGUGAUAACAACUGUCCUGCUCAAGGGAUUCCCCUUUUUUCUCCUCUCCCUUACUCCCUUCCCCACCUCCUCUUGGUGUUAUACAGGGAUAUCAUGUCCAUUUAUAAGGAGCCUCCUCCAGGAAUGUUCGUUGUACCUGAUACUGUUGACAUGACUAAGAUUCAUGCAUUGAUCACAGGCCCAUUUGACACUCCUUAUGAAGGGGGUUUCUUCCUGUUCGUGUUUCGGUGUCCGCCCGACUAUCCCAUCCACCCACCUCGGGUCAAACUGAUGACAACGGGCAAUAACACAGUGAGGUUUAACCCCAACUUCUACCGCAAUGGGAAAGUCUGCUUGAGUAUUCUAGGUACGUGGACUGGCCCCGCCUGGAGCCCAGCCCAGAGCAUCUCUUCCGUGCUCAUCUCCAUCCAGUCCCUAAUGACUGAGAACCCCUAUCACAAUGAGCCUGGCUUUGAGCAGGAGAGACAUCCAGGAGACAGCAAAAAUUACAAUGAAUGUAUCCGGCAUGAGACCAUCAGAGUGGCGGUCUGUGACAUGAUGGAAGGGAAGUGCCCCUGCCCUGAGCCCUUACGAGGGGUGAUGGAGAAGUCCUUCCUGGAGUAUUACGACUUCUAUGAGGUGGCUUGCAAAGAUCGCCUGCACCUUCAAGGCCAGACUAUGCAGGACCCUUUUGGAGAGAAGCGUGGCCACUUUGACUACCAGUCCCUCUUGAUGCGCCUGGGACUGAUUCGUCAGAAAGUGCUGGAGAGGCUCCAUAAUGAGAACGCCGAAAUGGACUCUGAUAGCAGUUCGUCUGGGACAGAGACAGACCUGCACGGGAGCCUGAGGGUUUAGACCCUGCUCCCUUCUCCCCUCCCCCCACUCAAGAGCCCCAGCAAAGUCCCUUCCCCCCCACCCCAGGGACGGAGAGGCACUGUGUAUCUCCCUCCAAACGUGACGUCAUCCUGCAAGAUGGCAAGAACCAAGCAAGCUCGGAUCCCAGGGUGUGGGAGUGGGGAGGCUGUUCCUGAUCCGACCUCCCUGGCUCUCGAGCAUCUGGGGCAGUGUUCAUCCCAUAGCAGGGGCCAAGGUACCUACACAGGAGCAGCUAGGGCAGGGGCCUCUGGCAAAAACCAACCAACCGACACACCUCUCCACAGGGCCAGCUCCUUAGGGGUAGGUGGGAGGCAGAAACUGUAAUUCCAAGAGGGAGUGUGCCCAAAUGAUUGAUGGGGAUCUCUGGAAGGGGGCUUUGGGUGGGGGGGCUGUCUGUGACACUUAAGCAGUCUGGGUGGUUGUCUGUCUGUCUGCAGUCUUGAAGCAGGGCUUCCCAAUGCCCUUUUCCUCCCUGCCUCUUCUCCCGUUACUUCCCCUGGGCCAGCAUAAUUUUGUUUUUCCUAAUUUAUAGUCACUGUUCUAGACAGACCAAAGAGAAGGAACAGUGGUGGAGUCUAGGCUGCUGAUCAGUAAGCUUUACCUAGCACCUGAGCACCUUUCUCCUCUGCCCCCCUAUUGCCUCGCCCAUUUCUAGAUUUAAGACAGAAGGUAAAUGUGACUGGGACUGAACCAAGGUCCUGGUAAAGCCUGCAAGGCACUAUGAGAAGCUGAUUUUGUUCCCGCAAUCACUGAUUUGAAAAGUUCCCAACGCAGCCGGCUGCUGUGUGUGGGGGAUGAGAGCCACUACAUAGAAUAGUCUCUUACAGAUGUUCCUGAAUGCUAGCCACGAUGAGGGUAUUUCUCCUGGGGGCGGGGUGCAGUGGGGAGACUGAUGCUAGUCCUGUUGUGUUUUGUUUGGCUGUCCUUGUGUAUUUUCACCCCAGCCUCUAGUCCCUCCCACCCCUCCCCCUCACCUCAAUGCCCAGGAACUUGUGGGGAGCAAGGGUUGGCCAAUGGCAGAGGGGCUGAGGCCGGGACUCUGGGCUCCUCCACCUCUCUUGCCUCUUCCCCUCCUCGCCCUCCCAGCUGCUCUGUCGCCGGCUCGGAUGGGCAUUUGCCUGGCUGUGUUGCUUCUCUAUCUAGCCGCAGUGAUCCUUUAGCUGGUUGGCUCAGAAAAAUGUGCUUUAGGCGCCCUGUGGUACUGGGCACUGAGGGAAUCCAGCCUUCCCCUUUUUGGUGUGUUCUCCCCGUACUUUCCAGAUUCUUACUGUUAUGGCUCCCAGUGGGGUGUUGGCGAUCCAUGUGCCGCAGGGCCUCAGUCAGCAUCGGGCCAGUGUCCGGGAGAGGAUGACUUGGGCCUGCCCUGCCCGCUGCUACGGAGGCCUCUGCCUGUAGGUCGUGGGACUUCCUGGGGGGAGUUCAGAAGGGGUUGGGUACAAAGGAGAAUGUCCGACUUGGGAGGGCAGGAAGCAAACAAACUGGAUAGGAAGUAGGCUUGGGGAACGGAAGUUUAUCUCAGAUACCUAAGGCUGGGUCUCCUAACGAGGAGACUCAAAAAGGGACCCUGCUUCCAAUUUCCCUCUUCCAUUCCCAGAGCAAGCACAGGGCUUAGAAGAAUGCCCUUGGUCUGUUGGUCCAGUGGUUGUCUGUCAUCCAUUUAAGUGUUCCCACUUUCAAGUGACAAUCCUCUCCUUGGCCCUGCCAUGGGCAGAGCAUGUCUGGCGUACCUGCCUGACUUUUAUGCCCUAAUCUUGAGUUGAGGAAAUAUAUGCACAGGAGUCAAAAGAGAUGUCUUUAUAUCUGACUGUACAUAAAUGAAGUUUUUUUUUUUUUCUUUUUGGUGCAAUAAAGUUUGUUUUGGCAGAAGGAGGAAGCGCCUUGGGUGUGGGAGGGUUUGUGUCAAGGGAGACUGGGAUUCUCAAUAACCACACCUCUCACCUAGGUCUGAAACUGUCAGGGAGAAAGUGCUCGAUGCUUUGUCUGGAGGCUGGAAACUCCGGUUACAGGACACGGGUGGAAGCAGGGCUGCCAGGGCCGAGUCUCCCGCCAGCCAGAAGUAGAAGGGCCCUUUUUGAGACCACCUCUGGCAGUCAAGGAGAGGAAUGCCAUCUUGGCCUCAGUUGCUUCCACAGAGCCCCUUCUUCACAAACUGGGAAGGGAGCAUGUCCUCCAAGGACAGGCAGAUCUAGACUGUAUCUCUGGGUAAGGAAAGGGCGUCUUUAAGUUCUGGAUAAUCCAAACCCCACUGGGUUUUCAGAUUUCUGGUACUAAACCAGCUCUUAGGAAUUCAGCAUUCAGACCACGAAGACAGCUUCAUACAGCCACCUUCCUUCCCUACUUGCUAAAGAAGGGCUCUGGCUUUCGGGCGCAGAGGCUUUUCCUCUCGGCUGACCCUGCGGCUAGGAAGACGGUCCGAGAUACCCGGCCAGCCUGGGCCGGCCCGAGCCAGGAUGCAGGAAAGUGAAGGCCCGCGCGGCACUGGACUUAGACUCUGGCUCUUCGCUUUGCUUCUGAAGCUGGUGGCCCCCCGUGAACUACUUCAGUUCCUCACCUGAGACAGUAAGGAGAACCUACUCCCUGAACCGGUGAACGUGGCCGUGAGGAUUAAGGGUCCAGAAGAUGGUCCAGGGUAGGUGUUCAGUAAAUGAUGCCCUAACCGCUGCUAAGGCCCGAGGGACCUAGCGAUCAGCACAGGAGGGGAGCUGGUGUGGAACUCGAGGACGACUCCGCCCACUGCUGGGCCACUCCCCCAGGUUCCAUUGAUUCUUUCCUCUAACCACCAUCUAACUUUGACCUCUACUUCCUUCACACUCGGCCAAGUCUGUCAGAACCUGGAAGCUCUAGAGGAAGCUGGAGGAGACUGGACGAGUGGCUAUUAUUUACUGGUCCAUCAGGGUCUGCUCGUUUGAGAUAAACGUUUUUAUAAGGACAAGGUUUGAAUUAACGGGCUGUAAUAUAUGUCCCAGGGCUACAGAGAGACUAGACUUGUCUAGCCAGGAGACAGACCACCUUUGUUGUAGACCCAGCUCUACCGUGAACUUUUGUAGAUGACCCGUCAGGUCAUUUCGUACACGCUCACUGUACUCUGUUACUCAGGUUAUCCUUACUGGAUAAAAUGAGGUUUUCUCCAAUAAAGAUGCAAUGUGAAGGCACUUUAAAAUAAAAAUAAUGGGUGAAGAG
Leptonychotes weddellii (Weddell seal) is the source of this 4838-nucleotide messenger RNA. The record is from RefSeq and is a predicted model, not a curated record. Lineage: Eukaryota; Metazoa; Chordata; Mammalia; Carnivora; Phocidae.